Messenger RNA from Vanrija pseudolonga, 2301 nucleotides. It is a transcript of the gene GEM1, whose product is annotated as Mitochondrial Rho GTPase 1. Gene Ontology annotation, cellular component: mitochondrial outer membrane. The transcript is spliced from 8 exons. Gene Ontology annotation, biological process: mitochondrion organization; small GTPase-mediated signal transduction. Bases 229 to 2301 code for a protein of 690 amino acids. NCBI's taxonomy places the organism in Eukaryota, Fungi, Basidiomycota, Tremellomycetes, Trichosporonales, Trichosporonaceae. The record is from RefSeq and is a predicted model, not a curated record. Gene Ontology annotation, molecular function: calcium ion binding; GTPase activity; GTP binding.
CCCGCCGCGACUCGCACCUUUGACUUAUACAACGAACGACAACGAACGACGAUAGAUAACGACUUGGAAAGCGACACAGCUUGCACUACAUACUCUUAACCCCCACUCCCGGUGCAUAAACACGCUCCCUCACGCCCGCGCCCCGCCCACCUCGGCAUCGGAACAGCCCAUCGAACCACCCUCACCCGCACCGCUGCGCGAUCCGACGGACGGGCCCGACACCUCACCAUGCCUCGUCGUGAUCUUGUGCGCAUAGUGCUCGUCGGCGACGACGGUGUGGGCAAGAGCUCGAUCAUCACGUCGCUCAUCAAAGAGUCGUUUGUCACCAAUGUCCAGCACGUCGUCCCAGAAGUCACCAUCCCACCAGAGGUCACCCCAGAAAAUGUCACCACGUCGAUCGUAGACACGUCCUCCGACCCCCGCUCCCGAGCACACCUUCUCUCCCAGCUCGGCCGCGCCCAUGUCAUCUGCCUUGUCUACUCGAUCUCGGAGCCAUCAAGCUUUGACCGGGUGGCAGAAUACUGGCUCCCGCUCUUCCGCAAGGAGGGCAUAAAUGUCCCUGUUAUUCUUGUCGGCAACAAGAUUGACCUCCGCGGCGGCGAGGUCACCAACCAGGCGCUCGAGGAGGAGGUGGCGCCCCUCAUGCGCGAGUUCAAGGAGGUCGAAACCGUCGUCGAGUGCUCCGCGCUCCUUCCACUCAACGUCUCCGAGGUCUUCUACUUUGCCCAAAAGGCCGUCCUGCACCCUACAGCGCCAUUGUACGACUCGCGAGAGCAUAUCCUCAAGCCAAAAUGUCUCGACGCCUUGAAGCGCAUCUUCAAGAUCAGCGACGUGGACAAGGAUGGCCUGUUGAACGCGGUCGAGUUGAAUCAGUUCCAGCAAAAAUGUUUCUCCACGCCGUUGCAGACACAAGAGCUGGAAGGCAUCCUUGACCUUGUCCGGGCCUACGACCCCACGGCCGUGCAGCCCGUCCCACCGUUCAGCACCCCCAACACGCCACUGCAAGACAGCGAGGGCUGGCCUGGUGCGUCGGCCGGGCCGUCCCGCAUCGUAUCGCCCGCGGGCGAGGGCCUUUCAGAGCUCGGCUUCCUCUACCUCCACACAAUCUUCAUCCAGCAGGGACGGAUGGAGACUACGUGGACAGUGUUGCGACAGUUUGGCUACGGCGAGUCACUUGACCUGCGCGAAGACUUCCUGUCCCCCCGCUUCGACGUGCCAUACGACUGCAGUGUCGAGCUGAGCCCUCUCGGCAACCAGUUCCUCACCGACAUUUUCGAGGCGUACGACAAGGACAACGACGGCGCCCUGUCACAGAGCGAGCUCGACGAUCUCUUCACCACAUCACCCGGCAACCCAUGGCGCGCCCAGGGCUUCCCGGAUACCACCAUCACCGACGACCAGGGCCGGGUCACGCUGCAGGGCUGGCUGGCGCAAUGGUCGAUGACGACACUGCUCGACCCAAAAUUGACCCUCAACUACAUGGCCUACCUCGGCUUCUCUUCAUCACCUGCAUCAGACCUCCCGACCGUCGCCGCCGUCAAGGUUACGCGACCGCGCAAGGCCGACCGGCGGGCACGCAAGGUCACGCGCAACGUGUUCCUGUGCUACGUCCUCGGCGCGACCGGCUCGGGCAAGACAUCACUACUCCGUUCGUUUGUUAACAAGGGGUUCCGCGGCGGCGAAGAUGGCGCUGGCGGCUACGAACCCACGACAAAGGUUCUCUCCGUCGUCAACAGUGUCGAGAUCGACGGCGCAGAAAAGUUCCUGGUGCUACAGGAGUUUGGAUCAAAGUACGAGUCGGAAAUGCUCCGUAACAGCAAGCGCCUCGACCUCGCCGACGUCUUGAUCUACGUGCACGACUCGAGUGACACCAACUCGUUCUCUUACAUCUCCAACCUUCGCCAGCAGUACUCGCUCGACCACAUUCCCUCCAUCUUCGUUGCAACCAAGUCGGACCUCGACCUCGCCCAGCAGCGGCACGAGGUCCAGCCAGACGUCUACUGCCGUCGUCUCGGCCUGCCCGCCCCACUGGCCGUCUCGUCACAGUCGGGCCCGCUACCCAACCUCUGGGCGGCAAUCACCCGCGUCGCGCUCAACCCAACAACCUACAUCCCCCGCGGACCGUCGUCGGCGCUGUCACCAGCACAGAGGGUGAAGACCUUGGCGGCCUACACGCUUGGCACGGGAUCGAUUGUCGCCCUCGCCGCUGUCUGGCUGCGGUACCAGGGCUACACGCUCCGCGGGACCUGGGGCUGGAUCGCGCGGACAACGGGACUGUUUGCGACGAGCUCGUCCAAGUGA